Fulvia fulva is the source of this 1038-nucleotide messenger RNA. RefSeq lists its product as uncharacterized. The record is from RefSeq and is a predicted model, not a curated record. Lineage: Eukaryota; Fungi; Ascomycota; Dothideomycetes; Mycosphaerellales; Mycosphaerellaceae. The coding region runs from base 1 to 1038 and encodes 345 amino acids. The transcript has a single exon.
AUGGGCGACAUCACUGCAGGUCUCGAAGGUCUCAGCAUGACCGACCGCGUUGCCGCUGCGGUGAAGAAUUUUGAGGAGCAGCAAGUAUGGUCCAACGGACAGUGGCUUGGAGCUCCAGUACAGAGAGCGGAGGAUGCUGCGGAGGGAGCAUUCUUUGACGAAGAAGCUGCUUUGGCUCAUUGCCUGGGUUUCGAUGAUUGGACGUCCUGCGUCACGUCCCUUGGCCUCACUAGGCCACUCGACAUUCUGACACGCUCUCAUGAUCUCGGCCAACAUCAUGCCGGGACUUCGCCGCCAGUCCCAGCCGAGGAGCUGAGAGGCUUCUUGCACCGGCUCCAGAUUGGUGUCAACGACCCCUUCGACAAAGACGAUCCAGACUACGCGGCCAUACAAUUGCCUGCCAACUACGUCAGCUUGCUAGCCGUGACUGAUGGCAUCUAUGACAACGAUAUGCGCACAUCAGGCAUCUGCGGUAUUCGUGGUGUGAGGGGAUCAGACCCAGAAAGAAUGACACACACCGAGAUGGGUGAGGACGCCAUAGACGAAGACGGCUGUCUGCUUCCACCACUGGGUAGGGACAUGUGGCGCGAUGGCUGGGAGCUGGGAGCUGGCUUCCAGCUAGGGCAGGGGACGCCGGAAAAUCAAAGCUUCAUGAUCUACUACUAUUGCUCACGGGGCGAGCAAACUUCCAGGGGACCAACGCUCGAGGGUGAUGAGAUUAAGGCUGAGCAGCGUGAGUGGAAAUGGCGGAUCUUCUUUGCUCAGGAGGUGUCUCCACGUCUUCGAUGCACCGAUGAAGAGCGAGAGCGCGUCUUCGAGGGUAUCAUCGAAUGGCUCGAGUGGUAUGGAGACUGGUGGGCAAGGGAAUUGGUGGAGAUGACCGAGUAUCCUGCAUGGCGUGAGGAUCAAGUACGUGAGGCAGAGGCGCUUUACGGACAAGAUGCGCAAGUGAACUCAGAGGAUGAGAAUGAAUUCGGCGGAUGCGCUUGCGGAAUGUGCCUUUCCGCUGCUCCAACAUGCACGAGUGCUUUGAAGUGA